Messenger RNA from Miscanthus lutarioriparius, 1434 nucleotides. The record is from the annotation of a GenBank genome assembly. NCBI's taxonomy places the organism in Eukaryota, Viridiplantae, Streptophyta, Magnoliopsida, Poales, Poaceae.
AUGGCGGCCGCCGCUGCCAACGCCGACUACCUAGACGACGACGAGUUCGAUUACUACAACCCGCACCCCUACGCCGGCGGCUACGACAUCACCGCCACCUACGGCUCGCCUCUCCCGCCCUCCUCCGCCACCUGCUACCCCGUCGCCUCUCCCGCUGCGACGCCCGCCCCCACCGCCCCGCAGCCGGUGCCGCGAUCUCCGCUCCCUCAGCCGCCCGCACCCGCACCCGCACCCGCCCCGGCGCCAGCGCCAGCGUCACUGCCCCUUCGGCCGAGCUCGCCACCAUCCCCGGCCCCGGCGCCCACGGCGGAGCCGUACGACUACGGGGACGCGCUGCGCCACCAGCCGUUGUACCCCACGCCGGAGGUGUUCCGCGGGUGGCCGUUCCUGCCGCCGCCGCCGGUGCCGCACUGCCGCUGCCGCUCCGCGUGCGCGUGCGCGUGCGCCCGCGCCCGCCACCGCGACUACUGGAGGCAGUGCAUGCGGGGGCUGGACUUCCUCUUCGGCCACUGCGACGGCUACGGGGAGCGCCGCAUCGGGGUCGACUCCCUCGGGGUCCCCGUCUACGCCAACAGGAAGGGGGGCGUCGAGGACGCCGUCGUCGUCGAGGUGGCGCCGCCGGCCACCGGGACUGUGCAGUGGCGCGACGCCGGCCAGGAGCAGUUUCAGAGCAACCGAUCGUCCUGGUAUGGUAAUGCAGAAGAGGAGACGCAUUCAUAUGAGCAGACUAGCUACACUUCAUAUGAUCGAUCUUAUGAACAGCCUACCUAUACUUCAUAUGACCGAUCUUAUGAACAGCCUACCUACGCUUCAUAUGAUCGACCUUAUGAACAGCCUACCUACGCUUCAUAUGAUCGACCUUAUGAACAGCCUACCUACACUUCAUAUGAUGGAUCCUAUGAACAACACAACUGGUUUCAUGGUGUUCCCGAUGAGACUACUUGGUUUCCUAAUCAGAGAUACCAGGAUGUCUACAGAGAGGAGGAAUCUCAAUACCAGGAAUUCUUGUCUUAUGAUGAAGAUAGUAAAAUUUCGUCUCAACCUAUUUUUAGCUACAAUCAGCAUUUUGGUGAACAACCGCUGCAUAUUCAUGUUGAGCCUCCAGAAACAGUUUCUUCUCACAAGUUGGAGUACUAUGAGAACUUCUCGACUUACAACAGCCAAAAUGAUGUUGAUAAUUUGGAGAGUUCAAGACAAUCAUAUGAGACACAACCCUAUGUGCACAUGCCUUAUGAUCAACUUGAACCUUAUAGGCCUUCGUGGUCUCUGAAUUCAGGAUACUAUCAGGCCUGCACAGAAGGGAUAACUCCUGAAUAUGACAAUCAUACACUGGCAUCUGAUGAAUGCUGGGAUAUGUCAAGCUUAUUUAUGUCUCCAUUCUAUCCUCAAGAAACACGAUCUUAUGAGCAGUCUCAUGGUGAUGAAAAUGUCUAA